AUGUCGAGGUUGCCGGAUUCUUUUCUGCCGUCGGGCGCCUUUCAGGACCCGAACGAGUAUCCGCUCUCCCUGUCCGGGCUUGUGUCCAGCCAGCCCAGCUCCAGCUCGGUUAUCUCACCGCUAGCCCUGCCCAGAAAUGCAAACCAGCUCUCGUACUUUGACGAACGCCAGCUCUCCCGACACUCGUCCGCUAGCGCCGCGCUCCCUCAGUCACAGCAACGCCGGUACCUGUCGCCACAGGGCCGCAGUGCGCCAACGGGCCGAGUCCAGCGGUCCACCAGCCUGUCGCCCACGCGCCACAGCCAGCAGAACCAAUACCACAGCCGAGUCAUCUCGCCGACGUUGGCACCCUUAAAUGAGUCGCCCGAGCAGGCCAGCCACCACCUCCAGCGCGUCCUCCUCCAGAACCGCCGACUGCUCGAGAACUGGGAGGCUGAGCGAGCUCACCUCGAGGCCAACCGCUCCCGCGCCGAAGAGAUCUACAAGGAAGAGCGCGCCAUCAUGGACGAGGAUCGCCUGAUUUGGGCCGAGAAGGAGGCACAAUACCUCACAACCAUCAGUGAAUUGGAGCGCGAGAACGCCGAGCUGCGCGAGUCCCUGGCCCGACACACAAACCGUGGCAGCCGCGACUCCGCUGUCGCCGGCAUGGGAGCCGGGAGUUCAGACAUGUCAGAUGUGUCUGCCGUCAAAUUCCGGCUCACAUCCGAUAGCGUGUCGCCGGGCACCACACCGAUUCCUGGGUUGGGCCACACAAUGCCCGAGUCCCAUCCUUUUGAGCCUUUGGACCCUCGAAUGCAGGGCACUUCUCCGCAGAACUCCCCCAACGAGGCACCGAGCAGCAGCCAGGAAAAGAUCCCCUCGAUUGACGUGCAGGAGGUGCACCCUGACCUCGAGGGCAUUCCUCUGAAGACCACGGCAGUCAAGAAGUCGACCUUCAUGGACGGAAAGCCGCCGUCGCCCCCUCUAUCUGGCUCCAAUGCCACCGGCCCAAACUCGAACCAAGGAUCACCAAGCAGCCGUUCCAAGACCUCUCCAGCGGAACUCGUCAUGGAAGCGCUACAAGCACCCGAAGCCUCUCGACUCACAAUGCACGCCGGGCACACGCCCAACCAUUCGCUAUCCACAUUCCAAUCCGCUGUUGCCACAGACGCGUCGAACACUGCCGGUAGUUCGGGCGCCUCGACGCCUACGCACAGUCAGAGAGACACGGACAUCAAAGGCAAGUCUAUUGCCGAGGCGGGAAUUACGGGCAAAGAUGGGCAGCAGGAUACGGUUGAAGGGCACCCCGAUGCAUUGUUGAGACCUAGUGACGACGAUCGCGAACUUAGCGGGCCCUUGUCACUGAGAAACCAGCAGGCAUUUGAUGAGAUCUUUCUGGGCAAGGUUGCAGAUAAACUGCAGGACUCGAUUCAGAGUGAUAAUGCGACCCCAACUGUUCUCAAGACUGGCCUCUCUGAGCCUGAGGAUGGCUCUUCGUACUUUCCACAACCGAAAGCCGUGGUGGGCGAUGACGAUUCGGCGGAAAAUGACCAGCCGAGUCAACCAGACGAGGCUGGCGAGAUCCCGCUCAAAUUCAAGAACAACAGCAACUUUGGCGCUCCAUUGGGAACUCUGAAUGGCUUCUAG
Messenger RNA from Neoarthrinium moseri, 1626 nucleotides. RefSeq lists its product as uncharacterized. The transcript has a single exon. NCBI's taxonomy places the organism in Eukaryota, Fungi, Ascomycota, Sordariomycetes, Amphisphaeriales, Apiosporaceae. The record is from RefSeq and is a predicted model, not a curated record. Bases 1 to 1626 code for a protein of 541 amino acids.